CCGGAGGGUUCCUCGUCAAUUGAUUCCCUGUUGGUGGCGUCGUGGCCGCGAGUUCGUCGUCGACGGGCAGCCAGGUUGCGCCCUAUCUUGCGGGAGAGCCAUUCGUCGCGUUUUAGGUGCACACGUGCGCCGCGAGGCGACGCGAGGCGAGGCGAGGCGCGUUCCUAGGCAGCUUAUCGUUGCUCUGGUUUCGAUCGACGACACGAAAGACUGGGUCGCUUCAUGGCCUGUCGCUGACACGACUACGGUUGCGAUUCUCGCGUUCGUGUUUCAACGAACUAGGAAAACCAGGCAGGCAAAGCUUGAAAAAGACUGGAUCGCCGAGUGUCGCGAGCGACGAAAUCCACGAGGGCCUAGCCACAGCCCCCGGUGUUCCCCGUGGUGGAUGCCAUGCCCCUCCCCACUUCUUCGAUUCGCCAGGACGUCAGCUGGAACUUGCGUGGUGCGUGUUGGGUGUGCAGCGUGCCGUUGCAGCUUCUAGUCCAUCGUCGCGAUCCGAGGGACGACAGGUGCAAUCCCAUCCUGGAUCGUUUCCCGUGAUCCUCUUGACCGGUUCGCGCGAGAUUUCGAGGACUGAUCGCCUUCCGUGUCCUCCGUGUCGAAGCCAUCCUCGGCGUGGGUGCGUGCGGAUAAAACGUGAUCCCGCGCGACCAGUGGACUCGUCGCGGAUGCGCUCGAUUCCCGUUCGUUUCGAGGCUGUCCGCGCGUGUUAUCGACAGGGUGUAUUUGGUGAGACCUGCGUGUCCUGUGGCGGAUUCCCCCGAGACCAGCACUCCCGUUCCAAAAGAUCUAGGAACACGCUACGAUCUACUUCGUUUCAGCAUCGUAGACCGGGCCGAUAGCGAGAUCCAGGUCUAAUCCUCGGUCGGGAUCGGAUGUGGUGGACGUGUACAGCUGUAGGUACGACAGCGGUUGCACCGACGGCGGAGCUAGCUGCGUGUUCGGACGACCUGGCGCGUGGAAGGGCACAUUGGAUGAACAGGGGUGAUCGUCGGUGAUGGACAAUGAGCAGCCGCAUCAGGAACUGGUCAAGUGCGUGGUCGUGGGCGAUACGGCGGUCGGAAAGACCAGACUGAUAUGCGCGAGGGCUUGCAACAAACACGUAUCGCUAUCGCAGCUGUUGACUACCCACGUGCCCACCGUAUGGGCCAUCGACCAGUACAGGAUCUAUAAAGAUGUUCUAGAACGAUCUUGGGAAGUAGUCGACAACGUGAACGUUUCCCUGCGUCUCUGGGACACGUUUGGCGACCACGAAAAGGACCGUCGGUUCGCGUACGGCAGAUCGGACGUGGUGCUGCUAUGUUUCUCCAUAACGAAUCCCGUCUCGUUGCGGAACUGCAAGGCGAUGUGGUACCCGGAAAUACGAAGAUUCUGUCCUCAGACACCGGUGUUGCUGGUGGGAUGUAAGAACGACUUGCGGUACAUGUAUCGAGAUGAAACUUAUCUCAGCUACUUUCGCGACCGUAGUCCCUUCGUAAGGGCGACGAGGAAGAGCGACUUGGUGAUGCCCGAUCAAGCUCGAGCCGUCGCGAGGGAACUCGGUGUCUGCUACUACGAGACCAGCGUCUUCACGUAUUACGGCGUCAACGAAGUCUUCGAGAACUCGAUACGCGCCGCCCUCAUCGCGCGCCGGCAGCAACGAUUCUGGAUGACGAACCUCAAGAGAGUACAGAGGCCGCUGCUUCAGGCACCGUUUUGUCCGCCGAAACCCGUGCCGCCGGAAGUAUGUCUCGCGACAAGCACCUACGAGGAGAACAUGAAAACGCUGUGGAUGAAGCCUGUUCACACCGACGUGACUCUGAUAGCCGGGAACUGCACGUUCUCGACGCAUCGGUGUUUGCUGGCCGCGGCGUCCCCGGCGUUUCAUCGGCUCUUCACGAUGGAGCUCGUUCAGGAACAGACGCCCAGGAGUUCCAGCGAGUCUAGCAUGGUGAGCACGUUCGGCGAAGCGACGGUCGGCGACUUCAACGACGACACCGAGUGCCUGAUUCGUAUCGAUCAAUCUAAACCCGCAAAAGUUUGGGAACAACUUAAGCGGCGUUCGAGCUUCCAAGUGCUACCCACGAUGGAUAACCAAAGGAAAUCGGCCGGGGCGACCAGGGAACUCAAUCAUCCUGCCUUCCAGAACAUCCGUGUAUGUCUGACCGAAAGCACAAACGGUGUCCAGCAACCAACGACCGUGGUGACGCUGUCGAAGCUGAUCACGCCACAGGCUAUGCAGCAGUGUUUGCAGUUCAUUUAUACGGGCAGCUUGGAUAAACGGUACCACGAUCUGCAAACAGCUCCUAUCGGGCUUCUACUGGAAAUUAGACAAGCGGCCGAGUUCUUGGAGCUGCUGCAGCUGUUGAUGGUGCUGGGAAGUCUGCAAACGAGAGACCAGUUCAACAGCGAUCUCAACUAUCGGUACAAGCAAGUGGUGAGGCAACGACUGGAAAACAUUUGCCUGGAACAAGGGCUAUUUGCUGACGUGGUGUUCGACCUGGACGAUGGAAGCGUACCGGCCCACAAAGCGAUUCUCACUGCCCGAUGCGAUGUAAUGAAGGCCAUGUUCUCCGGCGAUUUCCGCGAAAGUAGCGCAAAAGUGAUAGUAUUUCCUGGCGUACGCGAAUACACGUUCCACAAACUGCUGUGCUAUCUCUACACCGACGAGGUGCCAGCAAUCUCCUCCGCCAGAUGCUUGAACCUCUUGGAAUUGGCGAAUCGUCUCUGUUUGCAACGGCUGGUGAAUUUGGUAGAAAGCAGAGUGAUCGAGGAUCUCGAGAGGCUGUCGCAGAACGAAGGAAACGAGGCCGUGGAGAACUGCCUGAGGCUACUGGAACCGUGCAAGUUGCACAAUGCCGACCAACUCGCUGACUGGUGCAUGAACCACUUGUGCGUGAACUACAACAAGCUGUGCAAGAUGUCUCCACGAAGCGUCAGGCUUCUUCAUCCGGAGAACCAGGAGUACCUCAACGAGCAUCGGUGGCCUCCAGUCUGGUACUUAAAGGACUACGAUUAUUACCAGAAGUGUCUCGCGGAACGAGACCGCGAGAACAAGCCUACGCUGAAGAGGAAUCGCAAUCAAUCCGGUUGCCUGUGCUUCUCCGGCUCGAGCAAAACGAGAAGGGAGAGCUCCGCGAACGGCGGUACAGCGUCGUCGGCGUCGAACGACGCACAAGCCGAACGACCUCUGUUCGACGCGUCGAUAGAAUCGGGUGAACAGGUCGUAUGACAAGAGCCAAGCGGCUUAAGCCGCUCCGUCAGAUUCAUUCUGAUUCUACCCGUGCUCAUGGUCUUCAUAUGCACCAUUUUUACUAUUUUGAUACUCCUACAGAUUUAUACUUAAGGAACGUUCAACGCCGACAAAACGAUCUAUGCACACGAUUACACAGAUAAGUGUACCACGCGGAUCCCCUGUACUUCGAACAGGCCACGCGUUAUCAAUCUUUCUCGUACGCGACAACACCGAGCGUUUCUGUUCCGCGUACACGUUUUUAGUUUCCGAACAAGUCCAAUCGUUUCAGGUGUAGGUUUUCUAAGAGCAAGCGAUACGAACUGUUCCGGGAAAUUGGUGUAUUUUUUCUACGGGAAAAUCUUCGAUCGGAGUAUGCGUUGAUCCGACUUCGCGUCGUCGUUGGGUGAGCCUGUUAUAAAGAUACACGCUGUAUCUUUCGGAGGGACUUCCUGUAGGCGUCCAUCGUUUCUGAACGAAACAAAGCUGGUGCCUUGUGUUAACGACGCGUCUUUGCCACUGAAGAACCUCGAUCUGUCACGGUGGUCACCUGAAAAAGUUUUAUUUUUUCGUCACGCACGAUGCAAAUUUCAUUUUUUCGAACAAUAUGGCAGUUUAUAAUGUUCCAGACUUUUUAGCGUAAACCGUGCAUCGACGUUGAAAAGUCUCGAACAGUACUGACUGUUUUGGUAGCUAUUGUCAUUUUUAAUUCCCUCUGUCUACAGUUUACAAUUGGUUCUACGAAAACCUUGUUUAUAUUAAAAUGGGAACGUGAAAUGAGAUAAUGAUGAAAAUUAAAUUGAAUUCGGAACGUGUAACUGGAAGAAAACAUUUCCAUCGGACGAUCAAAAUCGCCCGGUAUCUUUUAUCGAUGCGUGUUAGACUGAAGAAAACGAGCAAUAGCUUUAGUCGACGGUAGCGCGUUAAGAAUAAUUAUAAUAAACGGUUUAUACAGGGUGCUCGGCCACUCUUGGGUAAAAUUUCAAUGGGGGAUUUUAGAGGGCAAAAUAAGACGAAAAUCAAGAAUAUUAAUUUCUUA
This is a messenger RNA of Colletes gigas, 4250 nucleotides long. RefSeq names its product rho-related BTB domain-containing protein 1 (gene RhoBTB). Gene Ontology annotation, biological process: small GTPase-mediated signal transduction. The record is from RefSeq and is a predicted model, not a curated record. The transcript is spliced from 15 exons. The coding region runs from base 998 to 3211 and encodes 737 amino acids. NCBI's taxonomy places the organism in Eukaryota, Metazoa, Arthropoda, Insecta, Hymenoptera, Colletidae. Gene Ontology annotation, molecular function: GTP binding; protein binding; GTPase activity.